GAUACUAUUCAAAAAUCAAUAGACCAGGAUCAUCACAUAGACUUUGCCAUCAUAGAUAUUUCCAAAGCUUUUGAUCGCACUUGGCGCCAUUCCAUUCUUUCUCAACUAGCUUUUUGGGGCUUUGGUGGCCGGCUCACUAAUUUCAUAGACAAUUUUUUUACAGACAGAUCAUUUAGAGUCCUAAUCGGUAAUAGUGUUUCUAAUCCAUAUCCUCUAGAAAACGGUGUCCCUCAGGGCGCCAUCCUUUCUCCUACACUUUUCCUUAUCAGUAUAGAAUCUCUGUUUUGCUCCAUUCCAUAUGAAAUCAAACCUUUUGUCUAUGCUGAUGAUAUCAUUCUGGUCUCUUCAUCGAGAUCUGUUAGCACGUCUCGUCAGCUUCUCCAAAAAGGAGUUGACAAGAUAAGGCAAUGGUCUCGGUGGACAGGUCAUGAAAUAUCCCAUUCCAAAUCUCAAAUCCUUCAUAUCUGCAAAAUGGGCUUUCAUCGCAAACUACCAAUCAAACUUCACAACCACAUCAUACCAAAUGUAAACUCAGCGAAAAUAUUAGGUGUUACAUUUGACACAAAACUUACUUUCAUUCCCCACUCCAACCGGAUAAGAAAAGAAGCAAAAACCAGACUGAACCUCUUUAGGAUGUUAGGAGCUGGACAACAUCGUGCAUCACGUCUAACACUUCUGCAGAUCCUCAAUAGCUGGCUGCUUCCCAAAAUUCUCUACGGUAUUGAGAUUGUCUCUCGGCAACGAGAAAACUUUGAGAAGCGUAUUGCUCCCAUAUACCAUACAGCCAUCCGCCUUUCAACUGGAGCCUUCUGCACCAGUCCAAUCCUCUCUCUACUUUGUGAGAGCGGACUUCUUCCUUUUGAUUACAUUAUCACCAACAGAUUAACAGCAGCAGCAGGACGCAUCCUAGAGAAGGACAUCAAAGCCGAAUCAUUUAUCAACAGAGUCAAUGCACAAUUUCAUGCCCUUACCAACAACCAGCUUCCCCAUAUCAGCAAGCUUACCGGACGCGGAGGACGCCCUUGGUAUCGUCAACCGCCUACAAUUGACUGGUCUUUAAAAGAUAAACUACGUGCAGGAAAUUGCAGCCAUAUCGCCGGCCAUCAUUUUACCAGUCUCAUCCAAAGCAAAUACCAGAAUCACCAUCAUAUCUUUACCGACGGCUCUGUCCUCAACGAAUCCGCCGGUUUCGGUAUUUUCUCCUCCAACAACAGUUGUGCCAUCAAACUACCAGACCAUACCUCUAUAUUCUCAGCUGAAGCAAUAGCCAUGAUAGUCGCCGCGCAAGAAGGUAUUUGCCUUAAUAAACCAAAUAUUAUUUUCACCGACAGUGCCAGUGUUUUAGCCGCCCUAGAAUAUGGUAACAUCCGAGAUCCGCACAUCCAACUAUUAGAUCAACUAGAUAACUCCCCGGUUAUAACAUUCUGCUGGAUACCUGGUCACUCGAGUAUCAGCGGAAACGAGAAAGCUGACCAACUUGCAAACCAGGGUCGGCUCCGUCCUCCAGAAAACAACACAACCAUAGCCCGCAGAGACUUCAACAAAUGGAGCAAAACAAUAGUUGACGAAAAAUGGAACCUCACCUGGCACCGGAAACAAAAUUCUAUUCUUCGAACCAUCAAACCAUCAACAACAGCCUGGAAAGACACACACUCCAGCCAGAACCAACGAGUGCUAUCACGCCUCAGGAUUGGACACACCCGGCUUACACAUUCCUAUCUCCUAGAAAAGUCCAGUCCACCGUUAUGCAGCUUUUGUGGCGUAAACAUUACUGUUCGUCAUAUUCUCACCGAUUGCCAUGGAUAUACCACCGAACGCGCCUUAUGCCAUCUUGAUACCAGCAUAGACAUCAUCCUAUCACCCGACCCCAAAUGUCAGCGAAAACUCCUCAAAUUCCUCCGUAUGACAAACCUUUAUGAAGAAAUUUAG
This is a messenger RNA of Anopheles arabiensis, 1929 nucleotides long. RefSeq lists its product as uncharacterized. NCBI's taxonomy places the organism in Eukaryota, Metazoa, Arthropoda, Insecta, Diptera, Culicidae. Bases 472 to 1929 code for a protein of 485 amino acids. Gene Ontology annotation, molecular function: RNA-DNA hybrid ribonuclease activity; nucleic acid binding. The record is from RefSeq and is a predicted model, not a curated record. The transcript has a single exon.